Molecule: messenger RNA, 2273 nt
Organism: Medicago truncatula (barrel medic)
Lineage: Eukaryota; Viridiplantae; Streptophyta; Magnoliopsida; Fabales; Fabaceae
Product: cysteine-rich receptor-like protein kinase 15
Exons: 7
Coding region: 111-2123 (670 amino acids)
Biological process (GO): protein phosphorylation
Cellular component (GO): plasma membrane
Molecular function (GO): ATP binding; protein serine/threonine kinase activity
Source: RefSeq, a predicted model, not a curated record
UAUUCCACAAUUGAGAUUAAUUAAAAUAUAUAUGUUUGACUUUAUUAUCUGCUCUAAAUGUAACUGUUUUGCUUUUUGGCAGAAAAGGUGAUCAAUGUGAAAUUGUGAUCAUGGACAAAGAUAAAAUGUCUUCAACUAUGAUUAUGUUAAUCAUCAUUUUAAUGUUGCAUGUUGUUUCUUGUACAGACCAUCUUAUUAUAGAUACUUACUGUCCAGAUAAUUUCCCAUUUUACACUUCCAACACUUCAUUCCAUAAGAAUCUCAAGCUUCUCAUGGAAACUCUCUCCUCCAAUAUAGCAGCUUCAAACACAAGUUACUUCAACAACACAUCAAUAGGACAAGGACUAGACAAAGUGUAUGGACAGGCACUAUGCAGAGGAGACAUAACAAACUCCACAGUUUGCAAAGAAUGCAUUGAGAAAGCAAGCAAAGAUUUAAUGAAUAGGUGUAAGAGUGAGGAUGCAAUGGUAUGGUAUGAACUUUGUCAAGUUCGGUACUCGUUUCAGAUGUUUUUUUCAGACGCGGUUUAUACUGGAAAAUAUCCUAAGCAGAAUGAUCUAGAGAAGCGCGUUUCGGAUCCUACUAGUUUCCAACAAGUGUUGACUUAUUUAAUGAACAAUCUUUCAAAUGAGGCUGCUUUUAAUCCUGCUAAGAAUAUGUUUGCAACUGCAGAAAUUGAAUUUUCUGCGAAGAAGGAAAGAAUUUAUGGACUUGUGGAAUGUACUAAGGACGUUUCUGAAACGGACUGCGGAAGUUGUUUGAGUUCUGCAGUCACAGAACUCAAUGCAUGCUGCUCAUACAGGGAAGGAGGGAUUAUUGUUAGUCGAAAUUGCAACGUUAGGUUCGAUCUCUUUCAGUUUUUUAAUGCUUCAUCAGCAGCAUCCCUUUUGAUUUUUCCAACUUCCAAAGGAGGGAAAUGGAAGCCUUGGAUGUAUGUGUUAACUAUAUGCGGCUCAAUUUCGAUAUUGGCAGUUCUUAUUGGGUUGUGCACUGCUUGCCGCCGGCAGAAAAAUGAUAGAGACAAAGACGAAGAAAGAAGCGAAAGGAUGCUAUUUCAAGAAUUGUCUAGCCCCAAAAAUGUAGCAAUCACACAAGAAGGUGAGUUGAUUAGUUCUGAUCAACUGUUGUUCAUGACUUUAGCAACCAUUAAGGCGGGUACCGAUGACUUUUCUAAUACAAAUAAGCUUGGACAAGGAGGGUUUGGUGCCGUCUACAAGGGUGUUCUACCAGAUGGUAAUGAAAUAGCUGUAAAAAGAUUGUCAAAAAAGUCUUGGCAAGGCAUAGAGGAAUUCAAAAAUGAGAUCAUUCUAAUAGCUAAACUUCAACACAAGAAUUUGGUUAAAUUGUUGGGAUGUGUCUUAGAAGGAGAGGAAAAGAUACUCGUAUAUGAAUUCAUGUCAAAUAGAAGCCUUGAUCAAUUUAUAUUUGAUCCAAACAAACGUCCUAAACUUGAUUGGAAGACAUGUUAUGGCAUCAUUGGCGGCAUAGCGAGAGGACUACUUUAUCUGCAUGAGGAGUCUCGGCUUAAAAUCAUUCACCGAGACCUAAAGCCAAACAAUGUGUUGUUAGACCAUGAACUAGUAGCAAAAAUAUCAGAUUUUGGUAUGGCGAGGAUGUUUUCUGAGAAUCAGAAUACAGCAAACACAAAAAGAGUGGUGGGAACACAUGGAUAUAUGGCUCCAGAAUAUGCAAUGGAAGGACUAUUCUCCGUGAAAUCUGAUGUCUUCAGCUUCGGCGUAAUCAUGCUUGAAAUCAUCAGUGGGAAAAGAAAUGGCGGCUUUUACCUAACCGAACUUGCCCCGACUCUGCUAGCAUAUGCUUGGAAGCUGUGGAAUGAAGGAAAAGGAUUAGAAUUUGCAGAUCCUAUAUUAUUGGAAUCAUGUCUUGAUUAUGAGUCUGAAGUUCUUAGGUGCAUUCAUAUUGGGCUCUUGUGUGUGCAGGAAGAUCCACAACAUAGGCCGACCAUGUCAAAUGUUGUGGUUCUAUUGGGAAGUGAAUCAAUGGUUCUUCCUCAACCGAGACAACCAGCAUUCUCUUCGGGUAAGAUGAUUCGCGUAGAUCCAUCUGCAUCAACAAAUUGUUCAUUGAAUGAUAGUAUAUGGUCUAAUAUUUCACCACGAUGAUUAUAGACAAUGCAUUCUUCACUAUAAGUGUAACACGGAACUUAGGACAUGAUAACAUACCAUAUAUGUUUUGCGAAAAUUCGAACUCCAUUUCUGAUAUGGAAUGUUGUGCUAAUGAAUAAGUUAUAAAUAUGGUUUUUGCUAUACUAA